Molecule: messenger RNA, 3093 nt
Organism: Oryctolagus cuniculus (rabbit)
Lineage: Eukaryota; Metazoa; Chordata; Mammalia; Lagomorpha; Leporidae
Source: RefSeq, a predicted model, not a curated record
AAUUUUUUAAAUUAGAAAAAAAAAAAAGAAAACAAGCUUUCUUCCUAACCAUGGUCAGAAAUGAUGUCUCCUAACAGGGAUUUCCAGGGGGUCCCCGCUUCACUUCCCCUGUACCCCUUCACUGACAGAAACAUGGCCUUCCCCUCCCUUCUCCAUAAGGCUUCUCAUGCCUUGGGUGGUUAUGACAUCAUACUCCUCAAGCUUUGUGAUGACAUCAUGACAUUAUCAACAGAGUUCCUCAGGGGAAGAGAGGUCCCAGGAGCCCCUCCACUGGGCCAAACUCCAAGACAGUUUGAGGAGAUGGGGCUCCUUUUGUGUCACUGCACCCACUUCAGGACUUGGGGACAAGCAGUCAUCCAUCCUGUCCAUCAUCAGGUUGAUGUGUUCAUAUUCGUCUGUGGAAUUCUCAGGCUCAACAAAGUCAGAAAUACAUUUGACUUCUUCUGCCUUACGCUUAAGCCCACAGAGUUCAGCUCCCAGCUCUUGCAGGCCAUUUUCUUCGGGGUCGCCUGCCUGGAUGAUGUGCUGAAAAGAAUCACAGGAAGAAAAAACAUUAAGUUUGUAACUGCCUUCAGAGACCUGCUUUUCACCACUCUGGCUUUUCCUGUAUCGACGUUUAUAUUUCUGUCAUUCUGGACCAUCUUUCUCUAUAACCGAGAACUUGUUUACCCCAGAUCGGCAGAUGCCAUCUUCCCGGUGUGGCUGAAUCACGCAAUGAACAAUUCAGUGGAACACCCUCAGAUAAUCAGCUAAGGUUUGGAAUGUCCCAGAAGCCACUGAAGAGAAGAAAGUUGAGCCUUUCAGGACAGAGAGAAAGAUCUGGACCUUGUGCGUCUUGCAAAAUGGAAGAAGCUUUUUGAGUUACACGAGGACUGGCUCUCUUUCAUUCCGGGCUUCAAGGUUUCAACCCAGUGCUGGCUAUUGUUGUCUGACACUUUCAGAGCCACCCCUACCUACUGCCUUAAUGCCUGGUCCUGGGGUGACAAUGUAGGGUUACAGUAAUAUAAGUGGAAAUCUGUUCGUAUUUCUUUGAGCUCCAAGUUCUUAUAAAUGCUUCAAUCGCCUGGAAAGCUAAAACAGGCUGCUCCUUGUGAGAUACUUGAACAAAAGCAUUUCCCAGGAUUACCACUGCUCUUGACUAUAGGGCCCACUCUCAGGAAGCCCUUUGUCUUCUGACAACACACCCACAGGGAGUUCCUGUGUGCCCCCCACCACAUUUGCACAUACACACACACACACACACACACACACGCAGCCUGAUCCUUAAUCAAAUAUUUUUGUGCAUUCAGGAAAAUCACCAGUCAGGGCCAGCAUUGUGGUGUAGGGGCUUAAGCUGGCAUCACCUAUGAGCAGCCUGUUGGUUCCAUUUCCAGUUCAGCUCCCUGCUAGUGCACCUGGGAAAGCAGAGCAAGAUGGCCCGAGUCCUUGGGCCCCUGCCACCCACGUGCGAGACCUGGAUGGAGGCUCCAGGUUCCUGGCUUCAGCCUGGCCCCUGUUCCAGCCAGGGCAACCAUGUGGGGACUGAACCAGCAGAUGGAAGAUUUCUCUCUGGCUCGCCCUCUCUCGGUAACUCUGUCUUCCAAAUAUAUUUUUAGAAAAAUAAAUAAAUAAAGGAAAAUCACCAGUCAACAGUCGUCAUUCUUGCAGGGCAGAUAGUAGGUCCCUUCCUAACGCCCUGCUGUGUCUGGGAAAGCCAAAGGCGGGAAGGAGAGAGGGCAGACACGGCUCCUUCAUGGAGUCAAGGCCCCGCAAGGGUUGCAGCUUUGCCUCGGAGCUUGUCUGUACGGGCGCAUCUCAGAAUCGCUGUGGUCUCCCAGGAAGAACAGCUGCCUGCACUUUCUGGCCCUCUAUUGACACCGUGAUGAGUUAUCAGAGGAAGAGAUGGCGCCCGAGACACAGGGCUUCAAAGCCCGAUGGUUCCCCGCGCUUCUCAAACUUCUUCCUUACGGAAAAGAACAGUCUCCUUCCCCCAGCUGGGAGCAGCUUCCUAGAGGGCUGCCCAUCUGUCUCUGUCUUUACGACAAGCUUCUGUGUGUGCCAUGCGGAGCCAGGCAAGACACAUGGAGGAGGGCUGGAUUGCAGAUUGAUGAAGAGGAAGGAAAGGGUGGAGGGAAGAUAAGAGUGAAGCUUGGGGCCCUUUCCACCUGGCCCAACCUCAGGACCGAGGCCACAGCCCCAUGCGUCUCACAAUGGACAAAGACAGUCUCUGCUGGCCGCGUCGCUUUAGCUUGUGACGGGGCUGCUGGCUCCUCUAUGGCGGUGCCCUUUGUUGAGUUCACAGUUGAGUGCCAUGGGACAGGUGGCAGGAGUCACACUUGCUCAAGGCUUCCUGCUAACACCCAUCCCCCACCCCCAUUUCCAAGAUGUGGGAUUCUUUCUGCAGUUGUGGGGAAGAACAGGGAGCAGUUCCCCAAUCCUGCUACCCGGGAUACAGCCUGGCAUACGGCUGCACUGACUUUUUAGCUGGUCUGGAUUCACUUCCCAGGCUUCCUCUUGUCUCCACUAUGUUUCAUAUACUCAUUAGUUAAUGCCAUUAAUAUUAAGUGGCUGGGGUAGGUGAAACCCUAUUCUAGGCACCGGUGUGAAAACAGCGACAGCCCGAAGCUUUGAGUUGCUUCCGUCCCUGGAAGGCUUUGGUCCGCGUAAGGUGAAUCCACUCGUGUGAUGUCGAGAUGGGAAUGAGCGCAGGGGUUUCAGCUACUCCAAGGAGUGGGACUUGUUGUUUUUGAGCCCUGUCAAGUGAGAAGGCCUAAAGGGAUUAUGUGUGGGGGCAGGGGGGACAAGUGAGCGCUGAUUCAGUGGUGAGAGGGGGGACCGUGGUCUGCAGGUGGGAGAGCAGAGGAAUUAGGAGGUAAGAGUGGGGGAGCAGCUCAUGGAACUAAGACAGGACAGGUGGCCAGGUCACCAGGGCUUCUGCAGGCCAUGUUACAGACUCAAUCAUACUAUGCAACCAAACAGUCCAAUCAUGUAUCAACCAGAGCCUGGAAGUGGAGUCCUAAAAAUUGAUAGAUUUGGCCGGCACCGUGGCUCAAUAGGCUAAUCCUCUGCCUGCGACGCCGGCACACCAGGUUCUAGUCCCAAUCGGAGCGCCGG